AUGCGAUUCAGUGGAAUAUCUUCUCUUGUCCUCCUGGCAGCUGGUGCUGUCCAGGCUGCGUCUUCAUGGAGUUUUGACGAUGGCAGCGUCUCCAUCAGCAGUAAGAAGGCUGCUGGUGAGGCUACCAAAGAGAAAUUUGGACCCAAAUCCCCUCUCGAGACCCCAAUUACCCUCGGCGCUCAAGAUACCCUCACAAUCAGCUUGACGGCAAAGGACAACGGCAAGGCGAAGCGACCUCACCAAGCCUUCCUGCUAUUGAAGGGCGAAAGUGGACUGGAGGCCCCUUUCCCCCUGAGUGUUAAGGACAGCGGAAAGGCGAAGGUUCAGAUCACUCAGAAAGACAUUCCCGUUCAGUUCCUCGUGUCCCCGGAGCCCGUCCACGCAACCGUUGUCAUCGGAUCCUUUGGCUCCGCGCAAGGUGUCAUUGCCGAUGUCUUCGACGUCGACAUCAAGCAGGAUGCCAAUGCACCCUCGCCUGUCAUCCCCUCCAUCCAGCGCUACGGCAAACAGCCGCAGAUCCACCACAUCUUCCGCGAAGAAACCAAGUACCCUUACAAGAUCUUCUCGAUUUUCUUUGUGCUGGUUAUCGCCGCUACACUGCCCGCCCUUCUGGUCGGUUGGUUCGGAAUCCUCGGCGCGAACCUCAACAGCCUCCCCAAGGCCCUUGGUGCGGCUCCACUGUCCCACGCGACCUUCUUUGGAUCUAUCCUUGCGAUCGAGUUCGUGUACUUCCUCUACCACCGUGGCAUGUCGCUAGGCCAUAUCCUUCUCCCGGUAGCUGUCCUCGGCACAACCACCGUUUUGAGCGGAAUGAAGGCCCUGGGAGAAGUCCAAAGCCGACGACUUGCCGGGCAGCGAUGA
Molecule: messenger RNA, 861 nt
Organism: Diaporthe amygdali
Lineage: Eukaryota; Fungi; Ascomycota; Sordariomycetes; Diaporthales; Diaporthaceae
Product: oligosaccharyltransferase subunit ribophorin ii
Exons: 4
Coding region: 1-861 (286 amino acids)
Biological process (GO): protein N-linked glycosylation
Cellular component (GO): oligosaccharyltransferase complex; membrane
Source: RefSeq, a predicted model, not a curated record